UAUUUUGUUUAAAAAUUUAUUAUCAAAAAUAGUCUCCAAAUUUUAAAACCAGUUUAAACCGUUUAAACCAGUUCCUCUUCCAGGCCUCUUCAGCCUUCUUUUUUAUAGUACACUUUGAUUCUAAUUUUAUUGCUAUUAGAAAACUAUUAACCAUUAAAAUUUUUUCCUGAAGUCAACAUGGCAGAACGUUUGACGAAACAGCAAAUUCAAGAAUUUAGAGAAGCUUUUACUUUAUUUGAUAAAGAUGGGGAUGGUUUUAUCACCACAAAUGAACUAGGUGUCGUAAUGCGAUCUCUUGGUAGAAACCCAACUGAAUCACAAUUAACUGAAAUGAUUACCCAAGUUGACGUUGACAAUAGCGGAACCAUUGAGUUUCCAGAAUUUUUGGCUAUGAUGGCCAGACAAAUGAGUAGAGACGUAAAUAGUGAUCAGGAAAUUCGUGACGCCUUCCGAGUGUUUGAUAGAAAUGGAGAUGGCUUUAUUUCGGCUGAGGAGCUUAGAUAUGUAAUGACAAAUAUGGGUGAAAAACUAACGUUAGAAGAGGCGAACGAAAUGAUACGUGAAGCUGACUUAAACGGUGAUGGUCAAAUUGAUUAUAAUGAAUUCGUAGAAAUGAUGUCCAAACGUUAAUUUUGUGAAAAACAGUUCCUUGUAGAAGAGAUACAGAUGUCAUGAUAUGUUCAGGUGAAGCUUACCGAAUCACACUGCCAGCCUUUACUUUGAUGCAGAGAUGUUGACAAUAAAAAAUUGUCUCGCUAAAAAGCUGGCCUGGAAGAGGAAUUUUAUUUAUACACGUAUUUCUUUCAACCAUAAACGAAAUAAAACAAACCAAAAUACAUGGCAAUAGCAAGAAAA
Molecule: messenger RNA, 855 nt
Organism: Teleopsis dalmanni
Lineage: Eukaryota; Metazoa; Arthropoda; Insecta; Diptera; Diopsidae
Product: calmodulin-like
Exons: 1
Coding region: 178-630 (150 amino acids)
Molecular function (GO): calcium ion binding; enzyme regulator activity
Source: RefSeq, a predicted model, not a curated record